AUGGCAGAUAGAAAUUACACCAUGGUGACUGAGUUCAUUCUGAUGGGGCUUACGGAGCAGCCAGAUAUGAAAGUCAUUCUCUUUGUCAUUUUCCUCCUGAUGUACACAGUCACUCUGGUGGGCAACAUUGGGAUAAUCAUAGUAAUCCAUAGUGAUCUCCGACUCCACACUUCCAUGUAUUUUUUCCUUAACAGUCUGUCUGUGGUUGACAUCUGCUUCUCCUCUGUCAUUGUUCCCAGAACACUGGUGAAUUUUGUGGCUGAAAAGAGAACCAUUUCUUUUGCUGGCUGCACAGGGCAAGCAUUCUUCUACAUUGUCUUUGUGACAGCUGAAUGCUUCCUGCUGGCUGCAAUGGCCUAUGACAGAUACAUGGCCAUCUGUAACCCACUUGUCUAUACAGCUGUUGUGACUAGGAGACUGUGUAUACAGCUGGUUGCAGGGUCAUAUAUAGGUGGCAUUGUGAAUUCUGUUAUACAAAUGACUUUCAUUGUCAGGAUGCCCUUCUGUAAUUCCAAUAUCAUCAAUCACUUCUUCUGUGAUGUUCCCCCACUCCUGUCUCUGUCUUGCUCCAACACCUACAUCAAUGAGAUGAUUCUCUUUGCCUUAGCAGGAGUAAUUGAGCUCAGUACCAUCUUCACCAUCCUCAUCUCUUACAUGUUCAUCUUUCUCACGAUCCUGAGGAUGCACUCUUCUGAGGGCAGGCACAAAGCCUUCUCCACUUGUGCCUCCCACCUGACAGCUGUUACCUUGUUAUAUGGGACUACAAUCUUCAUGUACUUACGACCGAGCUCCAGCUACUCAUUGAAUACAGAUAAGGUAGUCUCUGUCUUCUACACAGUGGUGAUCCCCAUGCUGAACCCCCUGAUCUAUAGCCUGAGGAACAAGGAUGUUAAGGAGGCUCUGAGGAGAACAGCAGAAAAAAUUAUGUUUAUUCAUUAA
Alligator mississippiensis (American alligator) is the source of this 939-nucleotide messenger RNA. RefSeq names its product olfactory receptor 5G9. Gene Ontology annotation, cellular component: membrane. The transcript has a single exon. The coding region runs from base 1 to 939 and encodes 312 amino acids. Gene Ontology annotation, biological process: sensory perception of smell; G protein-coupled receptor signaling pathway. Lineage: Eukaryota; Metazoa; Chordata; Crocodylia; Alligatoridae. Gene Ontology annotation, molecular function: G protein-coupled receptor activity; odorant binding; olfactory receptor activity. The record is from RefSeq and is a predicted model, not a curated record.